AUGAGACUGGUGCUUCCUAACCCCGGGCUAGAUGACCGGAUCCCCCGUUAUGAAGAUCUGGAGAAGAUGGAGAAGGCGGAGGCCGCAGACAGGCCCAAGUGGGACAACAAAGCCCAGUACAUUCUCACCUGUGUGGGAUUCUGCAUUGGACUUGGCAAUGUGUGGCGUUUCCCUUACUUGUGUCAAAGUCAUGGAGGAGGAGCCUUUAUGAUCCCGUUCCUAAUCCUGCUGGUCCUGGAAGGAACACCUCUCCUUCUUCUGGAGUUUGCCAUCGGCCAGCGCCUCAGGAUGGGCAGCGUGGGAGUGUGGCGGGCUAUCAGCCCCUAUCUUACUGGAGUUGGUAUAGCCUCCAUGCUGGUGUCCUUCCUGGUUGGACUGUACUACAACACCAUCUUGGCCUGGAUCCUGUGGUAUCUCUUCAACUCUUUCCAGGACCCCCUGCCCUGGAGUCAGUGUCCACUCAAUGAGAAUCAGACAGGCUAUGUGCCAGAGUGCGAGCAGAGCUCCCCAGUGGAUUACUAUUGGUACCGAGUGACCCUGAACAUUUCAGCUACUUUAUCCGACUCUGGGGAAUUACAGUGGUCUAUAGUGCUAUGUAUUUUAGCUGCAUGGGCAGUCCUCUGUGUAUGUUGCAUUAGAGGGAUCCAGUCUUCGGGCAAGGCAGUGUACAUCACCUCCACUCUGCCUUACAUUGUGCUGACCAUCUUCCUGAUCCGAGGGCUGACUCUCAAAGGUGCUCUGAGUGGAGUCCAGUUCCUCUUCACACCAAAUGUGGAUGAGCUAAUAAACCCAACAACUUGGCUGGAUGCAGGGGCCCAAGUGUUUUACUCCUUUGGUCUGGCAUGGGGAGGCCUCAUCUCCUUCUCCAGUUACAACCCUGUUCACAACAACUGUGAACAAGAUGCUGUGAUACUGUCUGUCAUCACUGGCUGCACCUCAGUCUAUGCCGCCACCGUCAUCUACUCCAUCAUCGGCUUCAGGGCCACAGAGAAAUAUGAUGAAUGCAUCAGUGGAAACGUAAUGUCCCUGUUAAAUGAAUUUAAUCUGGCUGAAGGAAGCAUCACCGCAGACAAUUAUGAGAUGGCCUUAGCCUCUCUCAAUAGCUCUCAUCACGAUAUUGUUCAAGGACUGAAUAUCAUACCCUGUGACCUGCAGAAAAUGCUCAGUGAGGGUGUGGAGGGAACAGGUCUUGCCUUCAUUGUGUUUACUGAGGCCAUCACCAAGAUGCCUGUCUCUCCGCUGUGGUCCAUCCUCUUCUUCAUCAUGCUUCUCUGCCUGGGACUCUCCACCAUGUUUGGCAACAUAGAGGGAGUGGUGGUUCCCUUACGAGACCUGAAUAUCUUCCCCCGGAAAUGGCCCCCAGCAGUACUAACUGGUAUAACAUGUGUUGUGGCCUUUCUCAUCGCCCUCCUGUUUGCUCAGCGUUCAGGAAGUUACUGGCUCGUGCUGUUUGAUAGCUUUGCUGGUUCAAUUCCCCUUCUCACAAUAGCCUUCUUUGAGAUGAUAGCUGUUGUUUACAUCUAUGGAAUAGACAGGUUCAAUAAGGACUUGGAGUUCAUGAUUGGACACAAGCCCUCCAUCUAUUGGCAGGUCACAUGGAGGUUUAUCAGUCCUCUAAUUGUUCUGGUUAUCUUCCUCUUUUACCUGGCAACCAAAGUUCAAGAAGAGCCCAUGUAUUUAGUAUGGGACCCUGAUUAUGUCAGAUUCCCUGCUCUGGCGUUGGUGCCGUAUCCUUCAUGGGUCAAUGUGGUCAUCUUCCUUUUGGCAGGAAUCCCCAGUCUGAUAGUCCCUGUGUAUGCAUUAUGUAGGCUGGUCUUUGUCCGCUGCUGCAAGAGCUGAGAUCAACACGGAGCAAGAAUAACCCCACUUGACAGCCCUGUAUUGCUUAACGGAUGUUAUUAAGUGCAAAUUAAAUUUGUUGGCAUAAUUUAAGAUUAGAAAGUAUUCGUCCAAUUCAUGCAGCCACAGUCAUUGCAUUAGUUUUGUCGCUUGUCUAUCCAUCCAUUAUCCAAACCGUUUAUCCUGCUCUCAGGGUCGUGGGGAUGCCGGUGCCUAGCCCAGCAGUAAUUGGGCGGAAGGUGGGGAGACACCCUGGACAGGCUGCCAGGCCAUCACAGGGCCAACACACACACAUUUAAACCUAGUGACAAUUUAGUACGGCUGAUUCACCUGCCCUACAUGUCUUUGGACUGUGGGAGGAAACUAGAGCACCCACAGGAAACCCACGCAGACAUGGGAGAACAUGCAAACUCCGCACAGAGGGCGACCCAGGA
Molecule: messenger RNA, 2273 nt
Organism: Lampris incognitus (smalleye Pacific opah)
Lineage: Eukaryota; Metazoa; Chordata; Actinopteri; Lampriformes; Lampridae
Product: sodium-dependent neutral amino acid transporter B(0)AT1-like
Exons: 12
Coding region: 1-1839 (612 amino acids)
Biological process (GO): sodium ion transmembrane transport
Cellular component (GO): plasma membrane
Source: RefSeq, a predicted model, not a curated record